Leptomonas pyrrhocoris is the source of this 2923-nucleotide messenger RNA. RefSeq names its product putative DNA replication licensing factor MCM3. Lineage: Eukaryota; Euglenozoa; Kinetoplastea; Trypanosomatida; Trypanosomatidae. Gene Ontology annotation, biological process: DNA strand elongation involved in DNA replication; DNA replication; double-strand break repair via break-induced replication. Gene Ontology annotation, molecular function: ATP binding; single-stranded DNA binding; single-stranded DNA helicase activity. Bases 308 to 2923 code for a protein of 871 amino acids. Gene Ontology annotation, cellular component: nucleus; MCM complex. The transcript has a single exon. The record is from RefSeq and is a predicted model, not a curated record.
AGCACCUCAACACCAACGGAAAGAAGGAGAAGCUGUCAGUGCGACGCCACCACGCUGCAGUUUCUUCUCCUUUUAUAUUUCUUGUUGUCUUUUCCAUCGUCCCCAUUGGCGACGACGCACCAGCACCGCGGCAACGUUGAACAACGCUGCCUCAUAUAGUUUUUUUUUUCUUCUGCUCGUGUUCUCACCACGCACUCCAUAGAUUCAUUACACUCCGGCUUCAUUCUUCUUCUUUGAUAUACACAUACAUACACCCACGACAAAGGCAACAUCAAGCCCCUUGAGAAAAAAAAACCCAAAAGUAGACAUGCUGAGCAAUCGCACCCUGACAGAGGAGCAGACGGUCAUCCGGCGUCAGUUCACAGACUUCUUCGAGAGCGAGCGCUACGAAGAACGGUACCAUGAGCGCAUUCAGACGAUGAUCGUCGCCGGCAAGGCUCGCCUGCUGCUGGACAUGGGCGAUUUGCUCGAUUACAUCCCCAUCAGCGCUGGCGGUCUCGACGGCAGUGAGAACGGCCUUGGCGGUGGCGGUGGUGGUGAAGCUGGUCUCUCUCUUGGCGCCAGCAUCAUCCGCCAGCCUGGCAAGUACAUCCCGCUGCUUGAGCUGGCCUUGCACGACGUGGUGCUGCGCCAGCAGCCGGAAUACUUGAAGGUGGACUACCGCUCGCGCGCGGUGCAUGCGGGCUUUGAAGGCCCCGUCGGACGCGUCUUGUCGCCGCGCGAGCUGUACGCCCGCCACCUGAAUACCAUGGUCGCGCUCGAAGGGAUCGUGAUCCGGCAGUCCACGAACCGGCCGCGUGUACUGGAGACGGUGCACUACUGCGCCGAGACGAACAAGUUCACUAAGAAGGAGUUCCGCGAUCAGCUGACGCCGAUGAUCGACAGCUCUCACUUGCCCACAGUGAAUGUGAUGCCCAAGACGGACAUGGAAGGCCACGCCUUGCGCACGGAAUUGGGACUGUGCACCUUCAUGGACUCACAGUGCGCGGUGCUACAGGAGGCACCGGAGCGAGCGCCGACGGGGCAGCUCCCACGCAACGUUGAGGUGCGCUUUGACGACGAUCUUGUCGACGCCGUGAAGCCUGGUGAUCGCGUGCUGCUCGUCGGGGUUUACAUGCCGUACACUACCGCCGACAGCAAGAGCUUCCAAUCUAUCGUCCUCGUGAACCACGUUGUGUCGACGCAGACGUUCACCUUUCUCACCCGUCCGCUUCCCGCGCUGGAGGACCGUCUCACACGAUUUGCGCGGAAGUGUCUGGAGCAGCACGGUCCGAGCGGGGUGCUCGACACGCUGGCCAAGGCGGUCGCCCCGACCAUCUACGGAAUGACGCCCGCGAAGCAGGCCAUUUUACUCAUGAUGGUGGGCGGAGUAGAGCGCAUGUCCCACCACUCCCACGUGCGUGGCGACAUCAACGUCCUCCUCGUCGGUGAGCCCUCCACCGCCAAGUCGCAGCUGCUCCGGUUCGUGCUCGGUGUGGCGCCGCUGGCGCUGAGCACGACAGGGAAAGGCUCCUCCGGUGUCGGUCUGACGGCCGCGGUGGCGACGGACAGCUACACCGGUGAGCGCUCUCUCAGCGCGGGUGCCAUGGUGUUGGCGGACCGCGGCAUUUUAUGCAUCGACGAGUUCGACAAGAUGGGAUCACAGGACCGGGUGGCGAUGCACGAGGCGAUGGAGCAGCAGACCGUGACGAUUGCGAAGGCGGGCAUUCACGCAUCUCUCAACGCGCGGUGCAGCGUGCUGGCUGCGGCGAACCCGAUUUACGGCUUUUACAGCGUGCAGCAUCGCCUGGCGUUUAACGUGGGGCUGCCAGAGUCGCUGCUCUCCCGUUUUGAUUUGACGUUUAUUAUCCUAGAUCAGCACUCGUCCGACUACAACCGUCGCAUUGGCUACCACAUCCUGCGCAACCACAUGACUUCCGAGACAGUGCGCUAUGAUGAAGUGGAUUCGCGGACCGUCGUGGAAAGCGUGGAAACGAGCUCGAACGCUGCCGCUCGUCAAGCCGGACCCCGUCGUGGUGGUGGUGAUGGCAAUGACGACGAGCAGGGCACAACUUCCGUUUCCUCCUUCGGGAACGGUGGCGGCGAAGGCCGUCUCGACUUACGCAUGACGACCAACAGCACAGGUGAGUCCAUCGUGAGCGUCGAUUUCCUGCGCGCCUUCACGCAGCUGGCAAAGCGGGGGUCGCCGCUGCUGACCGAGGCGUCGCGUGAUCUGGUUUGCCAGCACUACGUCCAGCUGCGCGCCGAGCAACAGGACGGCGGCCGCGAUGGCUUUUUCAUUACCCCGCGUACACUCGACGCCAUCGUGCGCCUCUCAACCGCGAACGCAAAGCUGCGUCUGUCGCCAACGGUGGAGGAGGUCGAUGUUGCGGCGGCGAUGGCGCUGCUGCGGGCGUCGGUGAACGCCGCUACCACCGCGACGCAGCAGCGCCGCGAUGACAACGAACACUCUAUCGAGGAGGCGGGAGGACACAAACGGCCUGCCGCCGCAGCCACAUCAGCGGGGGCGGAGACAACGGCGACGGGGCUGGAGGUGGUGCCGUCGUCAAUGAACACCACGGAGGAAGCAGCGGCGCUGCGACGGCCGCGCACGGAGGCCGAGGCCGGCGAGGACGGACGGGUGGAGAGCAGCCGCAGCAGCGGUGAGGCAGCGACAACACCCGCGACCGUGACGAGCGGGGCUGCCAUGUCCGCAGUGGAUGUGCAUCUCAACCGUCGCGUCGUGGAGGCCCUGAAGGAGUUUCAGCGAGAGCAGCGUGACGUCGUUGCGCUGCGAGAGUUGCACGAGCGUCUCGGCGGCGGUGGCGGUGCGGCGACGACCUCGAUGGACGCGCUGAAGCGAUCGGUGACGCAGCUGCAGGGCGACGCAUUUAUCUUCGAGGGCACCGAAGACGGCGGUGACGAUACAGUUCAAUUCAUUUAA